AAAGCGGUAAAGGCAAAACCGAGAUUACCUCAGAGGCAAUCGUCAAACUUCAAACGCCCGCUCAAAAAGUCCCAAUUGAGCGGGCGGCAAACAGCUCCGUCGACAUCGACUUCGAGGGACAAGCCACACCAUCAACCACGUUACUCCAACGCACGAACCUACUCACACAACUACAGGGGACCUCAGACGCAGUACCCGAAGGGCAGACCCUCUCUUACCCAACACAGCCGCCAAUAACUGCUCCUUCGUAUGCGGGAAGGCUUUCUCAUUUUGAGAAGACGACGACACCCGAUCUGGAACCAACUUUCCCUGGUGGUAGGGCGAUUAUCCGGGAAGGUUUCUACAAAAAAGGACUAUCCAUUCAUGCGUCCAACAUAAUGAUUUCAUCAAUCGCCCCUUCUACCCUCAAACAGUACUCUUCAAGUCUCAAACGUUGGUGGUCCUUCUGUCAUCAGAACCGAAUCGACAUCUACACAUUUAACGUUACAAAGAUCUUGGAUUUUCUUACUGAAUUAUUCUCCAGCGGCUCAAACUACGGCACAAUUAACAGUGCCCGCUCUGCACUUGCCCUACUUAUCUCACCAGAAGUAGGAACCGAUUUUCGUAUCAAACGGUUUUUCAAAGGGGUUGAAAAUCUAAGACCCGGGAGGCCUAGAUAUGAGAUUACUUGGGACCCUCAUAUUGUCCUAAAGUAUCUAUCUUCCCGCGACAAUAAGUCCAUCCCACUCGAUUUCUUGGAUAAGAAAUUGGCUAUGCUGCUGGCGCUCACCACCGCACAUCGGGCCCAGACCUUGUCUCUUACUGACAUUCGAAAUAUAGAGGUCACAUCCGAUAAAAUACUCAUCAAAAUCCCCGACAGAAUAAAGACUUCCAAGAGAACCAGACCACAACCUGUUCUUCUUCUUCCAUAUUUUAAAGAAAGGCCCCAGGUAUGCGUGGCAACCACACUCCAAGUUUAUAUGGAAAAAACAAAAACCUUGAGCAGCAUCCACACAGACCUUAAGCCGGUGGAUCAAACAAGUAUUGAAGGAAAGUGGUAUCGACACGACCAUGUUCAGUGCUCACUCUACUCGCCAUGCGAGCACAUCAAAGGCCGAUCAUACGGGUAUCAGCUUAGAUGUGAUCAGGAAAACAGCGGGCUGGUCCUCCAAUUCAAAAACCUUUGCAGUUUUUUAUAAAAGACCGCUUCAAAAUAACCAGUCGUUUGCAAAGGCAAUUUACUCGUAAUAAGUAUUGCCUGUGUUAUGUUUAUGAUUAAUGUUACCUUGUUACACGAUUCUUACGUUACUUUACUAUUCUAUACUUCGUUAAUAAACGUUAAUAAAAAUUU
Messenger RNA from Tribolium castaneum (red flour beetle), 1330 nucleotides. RefSeq lists its product as uncharacterized. Lineage: Eukaryota; Metazoa; Arthropoda; Insecta; Coleoptera; Tenebrionidae. Bases 378 to 1178 code for a protein of 266 amino acids. The record is from RefSeq and is a predicted model, not a curated record. The transcript has 2 exons.